This is a messenger RNA of Stereum hirsutum FP-91666 SS1, 1569 nucleotides long. RefSeq names its product peptidase M24A methionine aminopeptidase. Lineage: Eukaryota; Fungi; Basidiomycota; Agaricomycetes; Russulales; Stereaceae. Bases 127 to 1434 code for a protein of 435 amino acids. The record is from RefSeq and is a predicted model, not a curated record. The transcript is spliced from 10 exons. Gene Ontology annotation, biological process: proteolysis. Gene Ontology annotation, molecular function: metalloaminopeptidase activity.
GUGGUGCUUGGAUCUAUACUCGGUACUCAUCCUUCGCUUGGACAACCCACGCUUGUACUCAGGUUGAACUUGGGCACACUAUACUAGGCGUCAAUACCAGAAAAGUUACAGGACCGGCGAACUAUCAUGUCUGAGCCGGUCACAUCUCAGGAGGUCAACAUUCCCCAGGAUCUCGAGAAGGAGAUCCCACCCUCGUUGACCCCCGAUGGGGAGGACGAAAAUGACGAUGACGAUGACGAGGAGGGAGAGCAUGCUGUAAAUGGAGCUGGUGGCGAGGGCAAGAAGAAAAAGAAAAAGAAGAAGCCCAAGAAGAAGAAGACCGCUCAGGCUCAGCAGAGCGAGCCUCCUCGGGUUGGUCUCACCAAGAUCUUCACCAAGGGCAUCUAUCCCGAGGGAGAGAUCUGCGAGUAUAAGGACGACAACAACUACCGCACCACCUCCGAAGAAAAGCGUCACCUCGAACGCAUAACUAACGAAGACCCCGACCUGACCUACCAGAACAUCCGGCGCGCAUCAGAGGUCCACCGUCAAGUACGACACUAUGCUCGCAAGCAUAUCAAGCCGGGAAUGACGAUGACGGAAAUCGCGAACACGAUCGAGGACGGAACGAGGGCGUUGGUGGAGGAGAAUGGGCUCGAGACGGGUGUGGGAUUCCCGACGGGAUUGAGCCUGAAUAAUUGUGCGGCACAUUAUACGCCGAAUCCGGGGGAUACGUUGGUGCUGCAGAAAGAAGACGUUCUGAAGGUCGACUUUGGCGUGCAUGUGAAAGGACGGAUAGUCGACUCAGCUUUCACUAUGUCUUGGGAUCCAACAUACGACAAGCUCCUGGAGGCGGUCAAAGCCGCGACCAACACUGGUAUACGGGAAGCUGGAAUUGAUGUACGACUAGGAGAGAUAGGGGCGGCUAUACAGGAGACAAUGGAGUCGUAUGAAGUUGAAGUUGGUGGGAAGGUGUACCCUGUGAAAGCCAUCGAGAACCUCAGUGGCCACUCGAUCAACCUCUAUCAAAUCCACGGCGGAAAAUCUGUACAGAUAGUUGCGAACAACGAUCAGACGAAGAUGGAGGAGGGAGAAUACUUCGCUAUCGAGACUUUCGGGUCGACAGGGCGUGGCCGUGUUGUUGAGAGUGGAGACUGCUCGCACUAUGCUAAGAUUGUCGAUGCGCCACAUGUUCCGCUCCGGUUAACCUCUGCCAAGACACUUCUCAAGUCGAUCACGAAGAACUUUGGCACACUUCCGUUUUGUCGACGAUACUUGGACAGGGCUGGGGAGAGCAAGUACCUGCUUGCACUGAACAACCUGGUAACACAAGGGAUCGUCCAGGACUAUCCUCCGUUAUGUGACGCCCGGGGAUCCAUGACCGCUCAAUUCGAGCAUACUAUCCUGCUGAGACCGACUGUGAAGGAAGUAGUCAGUCGGGGAGACGAUUACUGAUUGCUGAUAUGGUUCGUGGCCCUGGAUUAUACGUAGAUGGAGCAUGUAAUCCUGUGGUGCUUUCGAGGAUGACCUAGUGACCAUGGACUUGUACUACUACGUACCUGUACUGCAAUGCAUCCACGACGGACGUUC